CAUAUCAGAACAAGAACGGGAAUGAAGUGAAAGGCUCAGAUGGCUUCAGAUAGAAGGAUGCCGGAGUAGCUCCCUCGGCCUCGCUCUCCGGUGUGAUCGGUUCCAUCACGUAUGGCGAACCUGCCCCCUUCCCUCUCUAUAAGCUCUUCCUUCGGGGGAUCUGCCCCUUCCUCUCCGGCGGCCGCCGGCAGCGGCAGUGCCACCACCCAAGUCACCAAGGAUCGGAAAAUGGCCUCUGCGGAGCAGUUGGUUCUGGAUCUCUGUGAUCCCGAGCUAAGAGAGAAUGCCCUCCUCGAUCUCUCCAAGAAGAGAGAGAUAUUUCAAGAUCUAGCACCGCUAUUGUGGAAUUCCUAUGGCACAAUAGCGGCACUGCUUCAGGAGAUAGUUUCAAUAUACCCUGCUCUUUCGCCCCCAACCCUGUCACCGGCAGCAUCUAACCGAGUUUGCAACGCGCUUGCUCUUCUUCAGUGCGUUGCAUCACAUCCAGAUACUAGGAUUCUUUUCUUAAAUGCUCACAUACCUUUGUAUCUGUACCCUUUUUUAAAUACCACUAGCAAAACAAGGCCAUUCGAGUAUUUGAGACUUACCAGCUUGGGAGUUAUUGGUGCUCUUGUGAAGGUUGAUGAUACCGAGGUUAUCAGUUUUCUUCUUCAGACAGAAAUAAUUCCCCUGUGUCUUCGUACCAUGGAGAUGGGCAGCGAACUAUCAAAAACCGUGGCAACCUUUAUUGUUCAAAAAAUUCUAUUGGAUGAUAUUGGACUUCAGUAUAUUUGUGCUACUGCAGAGCGGUUCUUUGCUGUAGGUAGUGUUCUGGCAAAUAUGGUUGUAUCACUUGCCGAGCAACCCUCUACAAGGUUGCUGAAACAUAUAAUAAGAUGUUACCUUAGGCUAUCAGACAAUCCAAGAGCAUGUGGAGCUUUGCGGACUUGCCUCCCUGAGAUGUUAAGAGAUGGAACCUUCAACAAUUGCCUUCGGGAUGACGCUGCUACCCGCAGAUGGCUUCAACAGCUACUACACAAUGUGAGUGGAGGAAACUUGGUGGCAUCUAUUCAGGCAGGAGGACUUGAUCACAUGAUGGCAAACUAGGAUGACGAUCGAGCCUUUGGUUUUAUAAUCAGGCUUGCGGAAUGUCAAUUAUAAACUUGUCAUGUUCUAGACAUCUUGUUUCAUGUGUUUCAGGCUUAUCUAAAGCUGUUAACUUAUAGAGCAAGUAUUGUAACUUAUGUAAGCUAAUUAAAAGACUCAGUAACCAACUAGUAAUCUUUAUAGUGGGUACUGCCAGUGGACUUGUCUUUGUAUUAUGUGCAUAUGUAAUGGAUGUUAUGAUUAAAGUUCUAACUUACAGUUUUCCAUUUUGUAAA
This is a messenger RNA of Phoenix dactylifera (date palm), 1361 nucleotides long. RefSeq lists its product as uncharacterized. The record is from RefSeq and is a predicted model, not a curated record. Gene Ontology annotation, cellular component: CCR4-NOT complex. Lineage: Eukaryota; Viridiplantae; Streptophyta; Magnoliopsida; Arecales; Arecaceae. Gene Ontology annotation, biological process: mRNA catabolic process.